Molecule: messenger RNA, 5676 nt
Organism: Tachyglossus aculeatus (Australian echidna)
Lineage: Eukaryota; Metazoa; Chordata; Mammalia; Monotremata; Tachyglossidae
Product: probable ATP-dependent RNA helicase DDX60
Exons: 38
Coding region: 29-5548 (1839 amino acids)
Biological process (GO): defense response to virus
Cellular component (GO): cytoplasm
Molecular function (GO): double-stranded RNA binding; ATP binding; single-stranded RNA binding
Source: RefSeq, a predicted model, not a curated record
UCCACUCUGUACAAAGACCAAAGCAAUUAUGGAAGAGGAAGCUGGUGCUGUCUGUGGAAAUAGUGAGCAGGAAGUAAAAUUCGGAGUGGAAUAUGAAGCUAAGAAGAGUUUAGCAUGUAAAGAUUCAGAGGAAAAUGUGACCCAAAGUCACCUUGGGGAUAUCAAGAAUCCAAAGACUGUGGAGCCUGCAAACGAUUCCCAGAAGGAGCUGCCAAAGGCAGGAAAGAAGAAAAAAAAAGCAAAAGAGACCCAGGCAAUAGCCAAUAAUGCAGCUUCCACAAAGCAAAGCAGAAAAGAGAGGAGCAAGAAGACGAAAAAAAAGACAGAAGUGAAAGGAGCCGGAGAAGAAAGAGAUGGAAAAGGAGGAGGAGAACGAAAGCAAGCAACAGGAAGAGGAGGAGGAGUAGGUGGAAAACAAAAAAGAGGAGGAGGAGGAGGAUCAAAAGUCUACUCUGAAUUUCUGAAUGAAUUAUCAGAGACAAUUUUAAAUGAAAUACCAAAAGCUGAAUAUUCCAGUUUGCUCAGUGACUUUGUAGAAUCUGAAUAUUUUCUGUUUGAUGGAGAUUCCCUACUCCUCUCCUGCAUAUGUGAAAAAUCACUGGCGCCAGGACAGAACCUUCACUUCUUCUUUUUAGUCGAACGCUAUUUGGCGGACUUAACAAACAAAGGAGCACAAUUUGUCAUUAUUUUCUUCCAGGAUACUGAAGAAGUAUAUUUCAAGUUUCCUCAGCUGCUUCUUCUAAGAACAACUUUAAUUCUCCACCUGAAGCACAAUGCUGCCAUUGACGUACGAACAGAGUUUUCCAGCUGUUUAUCCCCAGAGUGGAAAUGUUUCUUAGAAGAAAAAUACCCAUAUUUUCUAAUAAUCGCAGAUAACGGCCUAAAUGACUUGCAGACAAACUUUUUAAACAUCUCUAUCAUUCAGGCCUGGUCAAUGAAAGUCAAUGUUGUUCUUAUCUCAGAUCAAGCAUCAGACACAAUCCGAGUUUAUGGAUAUAUUCUUCAGAGUAUGCAUAGACACCACAUAUUCUUUGCAAAGAACAGAGCGAAGUUGGGUCAAGUUUAUCAGUCACUAAUCAAGGACAUGGAAGACUCCAGUGAAGCUGCAUUAGUUGAUCUCUUUGGAGGAUUAAGUAGGGAGGAUAUAGAGCAAGAGGCACGGGAAAUAACAGAACGGUUCCGGUGUCUUUGGCCUGAAGGAAUUGACAUUCGAAGUAACCUCUGUAUCACUUCAUGUUCGUUGGCUUUGAGGAUGUACUACUACCGCCUCUCAGGAAAGACAGAGAUGGAGGAGAGCGAACAGUUAACCUUGCAGGAAGUCGCCGACCUGUGCAGGAUGCAUUGUCUCAGUGUGGCUUGUCUUCUUCAUCUGCCCCUUGUGCAAAGGGCCCGGAUGCGUAUCAUCACUUCUAAAUGGACUAAGCCAACAGACUCCUUUUGGAAAAUGAAACAAUGGUGCGAAUUUUUCACUUUAAAAAUGAUGGAAUUUUUAAAAUUUUCCUCUAUAAGAAUGGAUGAAAAGCACCUUCCGGACUUAAGUGAUCAUCUUCUUUUGAAGAGUAUUGCCUAUUACUUUGAAGUAGAAAAUAGCCAAGGCCUUCAUUUAGAUCUCGGAGAAGCAAUUCAGAAGGAUUAUGAGUGUCUGUGGGGUUCGAUAUCAAUGUUAGUUGACAAGAUCGAUGUUGGCAGAUCAUUUCCUCUUCGAACAACGACAAAACAUUUUCUUCAACAGACAAAAACUCCAAUAAAAGAACUGUCUAAUGGAAAGAUGCCUGAUCUGGGUUUUAUUCCAGUGACGUCUUCUGUGGUAGACGCAUUUGCCGGAGACAUUCUGAAGAAUCUUUCUUUCUUAAGCAGCAAGCAUCCAGUCGUCAUGUCACUCGUGAAGCUAAAGGAAUUUGAUGAACUCAGGCACUGGCAUUCAGGCAAACGUCUUAGCGAUGAUUACGACAGAACAAGGGGUAGCCUGGAAGAAAACACCAAUGAUCCUCAUCUUCUCAGGAAGAAGCAAAGGUUUAGGGAGUAUCAACAGUUUUAUGGACAAACCUUGGAAGUUGUCACUCCAAAAGUCAUUGUAACUCAAACUGCAAAGGCCAUGAAAAAUGGCAAUAAAACCAAGGAUAGCAAAAGAUCCCAAGAAUCGAAACAAAGCAUAAUUGUCAGAGAAAAUCAGAAAAGGCUGGAUGCUCUAAAGGAGCAAAAGGAACAGGACCAGUGGAUCGCCGAAUCUUCAGGCAUCAAAAGAGCCAUUGAAGAUAAUUUUAGUUUGGGAGUAAGUAAACUGGAUGAGUUCCUGAAGAAGUGUAAGACCGACUCAGUGAAGUUUAAUGCAGAAAAAGUCGGGCUGACUUACUGUUUGAAAGCAUGGAAAAGACACUGCAAAGAAGAAGGUAAAAUAUCAAAAGAUUUAAGUAUAGCUGCCCAAGUGAUGAGAAGACUUCAGUCCCUAGUGUGCAAAUAUGAGGAAUUUUUGAAGAAAAAAGAUUGCGAACUUAUAGUCAAAUGUCUUAAAUAUUUAGGAUUUGAUAAUUUGGUGGAGGUUGAGGACUUUUCUCAGGAGGUGAAUGGUGACAGGACUGAAAAGAAAAAAGCCACAUACUCUGUUGAUAUGGGUUCAGCUCGAUUCCAGCUCCUGCACAUGGGCCAUUUCUUGAUGCGAAAUGAGAGAACAGAUCCAGACCCCAGGGUCCAGGGUUUCAUUCCAGACACAUGGCAGCGAGAGCUACUCGACGUGGUGGACAACAAUGAGUCUGCAGUGAUCGUUGCCCCAACGUCUUCGGGGAAAACAUAUGCCUCCUACUACUGCAUCGAGAGAGUGCUGAAAGAAAGUGAUGAAGGGGUGGUCAUAUACGUGGCGCCCACCAAGGCCCUGGUGAACCAGGUGUCAGCAACUGUUCUAAAUCGAUUCACCAAAAGGCUGCCAGUGGGUCAAGCUCUGUGCGGAACUUUCACCAGGGAUUAUCGCCAGGAUGUGCUGAACUGCCAGGUACUUGUGACGGUGCCAGCCUGUUUGGAAAUCCUUCUGCUCUCUCCCCACCGUCAAGCAUGGGUGAAAAGAAUCAGAUAUGUUAUAUUUGAUGAGGUCCAUUGUCUUGGUGGGGAAAUUGGAGCAGAAGUUUGGGAGCACCUCCUUGUUAUGAUCCGAUGCCCCUUUUUAGCUCUCUCUGCUACCAUCAGUAACCCGGAACACCUCACUAGGUGGCUCCAAUCUGUCAAAACAUAUUGGCGAAACGCAGAUAAGAUAAUAGAUGGAAGUCUCCAUUCUGACCGGACUUCUAGACGUGGCUCCAACGUUCAAAAACAACUCUUUGGAGAAAAGAGAUCAUACAAAGUUAGAUUGGUUCUUUAUGGUGAGAGAUACAAUCAUUUGGAAAAAUACGUGUGCUCCUUUAAAGGCGAUGACAUUGUCACAGAUCGCUAUCAUCCAUGUGCUGCCCUCACGACAGAUCAUAUUAAAGAACAUGGAUUUCCUUCAGAUCUCACUCUUUCGCCACAUGAAAGCCUCCAGCUUUAUGACAUGAUGGUUAGCGUUUGGGAGAGAUGGCCUCAUGCCCAGAAAUUAAAUCCUGAAGAAUUUCAGCAUUUUAAAGAUAAAAUAGCAAUCUCGAGGGUAGAUGCCAGGAAAUAUGAAGAAAGUCUGAAGAAGGAGCUAAAAAAAUGGAUUGAACAUGGUCAUGAAAAGAAGGUCAGACAGGUACUGAAUAAUCUGAAACCUAACUGUGUUCCUUGUUCACAAGAGAUGAUGGUUAAAUUCCCUCUUCUUGUUGAAAAACUAAGGAAAAUGGACAAAUUGCCUGCUCUGUUCUUCAUUUUUAAAAUAACAGACGUGGAAUUGAGGGCUAAUGAAGUAUAUAAAUCGCUGGAGGAGAAGCAGCAAGAACAGCAGUCUCCCAAUGCUGAGAAAGAGGCCUCUGCCCUAGACAAAAGACUGAGAAAAGUGACAAAAUCCAUUGAGAAGCAGCCAGAAAUACAUCCAAAACCCAUCUCUAAAGCGGAUCAAUACCUGGUACAAGAAGCUGAAUUUCAGCAGUUACUGCAGAAGCUGGAGGAGCUGAAAAAGGUCCCUGAAAACUGUACUUACGCCAGUCUAAAGGUUAUCAAAAGUCAGACACUGUUUGAAGUGUUUCGCCAAGUGAAAUUCACGAGUAAAAGUGAAGAACUGCAGACUUUGGCACUGAGGGGCAUCGGUUACCAUCACAGUGCUCUGAAUUUCCGAGGAAGACAACUGGUUGAGAUACUCUUCAGGAAGGGGUUGAUCAGGGUAGUGACAGCUACAGGGACGCUUGCGUUAGGAAUCAACAUGCCCUGCAAAUCUGUCAUUUUCGCUCAAAAUUCAAUCUACUUGGAUGCUCUGAACUACAGACAGAUGUCAGGGCGCGCAGGAAGGCGAGGCCAAGAUCUGAAAGGAAAUGUGUUUUUCUAUAAUAUUCCACUGCCCAAAAUAGAAAAACUUAUUAAAUCCAACGUCCCUGAACUAAGAGGCCAGUUCCCGCUAGGCAUAUCGCUGGUCCUUCGCCUCAUGCUGUUGGUUUCCAAAGGAGACGAUCGAAAGGAUGCAGAAGCAAAGGUAUUAUCAGUGCUGAAGCAUUCCCUGCUGACUUUCAGCCGACCCAGAGCCAUGGAGAUGUUGAAAAUAUUCUUCUUAUUUUCUUUGCAGUUUCUUGUUAAAGAGGGCUAUUUAGACCGAGAAUGUAAUCCCAUGGGUUUUGCUGGACUUGUAUCCCAUUUGCAUUAUCAUGAACCGGCGAAUUUUCUCCUGGUCAGUUUUCUGGUGAAAGGCUUGUUACACAAACUCUGCACUCCAAUCAAGGAAGGCUCUCCAGUUUUUUCUGAAGAUGUGAUGGAAAAGCUAGUACUGGUACUGGCAAACUUGUUUGGAAGGAAAUACAUUCUAGCCAAGUAUUUUGAAGCUAAGAGAAAUUUUCAGCAGUCAAAGGUGUUCCUUGAAGAUCUCCCCAAGGACUUUGAAGCGGCUGUAUGUGACUAUAACACAAAAAUAAAAAAAGACUUUUGCUCUUUCAUACGGAUUGUUUCCAAACUGGCUGACAUGAAGCAGGAAUACCAACUCCCCUUGUCAAAAAUAGAUUUCACGGACGAAACAUCUGCUGAUUCUGCACUUGUGUCCCACUUGAUGAGCUGCAAAGAGGGGAGGACGGCGGUUUCCCCCUUCGUGUGCCUAUCUGGGUACACGGAUCGGGAUUUACUUGGCUCGGAUUCUUUCAGCAGUGUGGUACUGCAAUCGAUUGGUGUUAAUGACUCCCUUGUUCCUGUACUGGACUUAAAGAAAUAUGACAGUAGAGGAAGAAGAAUGCCACUUAACGCAUAUGCGCUUGACUUUUACAAGCACGGAUCCAUAACGGCAUUGUCAGAGGACAAUGGGUUGCAUAGAGGAGAAGUUUUCCUUCUGCUGAAGGAUUUUUUGCUCACCAUACAAUCGAUCAGCGUGUCUCUGAGUGAACUGUGUGAAAAAGAAGAUGAUAAUGUGGUGCUCGCCUUCAAACAGCUGAGUAGCAGCUUCAAAGCAAGACUGGAUAAAGUCAAUGACUAAAGAGACAAAGCAAAAAAUGAGCUGGGAAUUUUGUGGGGAGGGAGGGGGGGUCUUAUUUUGCAAUUCUCAGUACUCAUGCCACAGAUCACGCAUUCCUGACUCCGCCACUUGUCAGCUGUGUGGCUUUG